CUUUUUCUUUCCUCUUCUCUCCUCUCGCUCUGUUUCUGCUGCAGCUUUGAGGAAGUGUCGCACGGCGACGCCACUGCUCAAAUACUGCAGUCACCUGCUCUCCUAUCAGCUGUCCUGCCAUGUUGAUUUCAUGGUGGUAUUUGUACCUGGGAGCUCAAAGCAUCUACAGGAAAGCACAAAACAUGACAUCAGUGCUGCAGAAGCUCAUCACUCCCAUGAUCAAUGGACCAUUGGAGCCUCCCAGGAACAAGGUGACAGUGGUGGGAGUGGGCCAGGUGGGCAUGGCAUGUGCUGUCAGCAUCCUUUUGCAGGAGCUGGCUGAUGAGCUGGCCCUGGUUGAUGUGGUGGAAGACAAACUAAAGGGAGAGAUGUUGGAUCUGCAGCAUGGAAGUCUCUUUUUCAAAACUCCUAAAAUUGUCUCAGGAAAGGAUUACUCAGUGACAGCAAACUCACGCAUCGUGGUAGUCACAGCAGGUGUACGCCAGCAGGAGGGUGAAAGCAGGCUUAACUUGGUCCAGAGAAACGUCAAUGUCUUCAAGCACAUAAUCCCACAAAUAAUCAAAUACAGCCCCGACUGCAUCCUCAUUGUGGUUUCAAACCCAGUGGAUAUUUUGACUUAUGUGACAUGGAAGCUGAGCGGCCUACCCAAACACCGCGUCAUCGGCAGUGGCACUAAUUUGGAUUCAGCACGUUUUCGGUACCUAAUGGCGGAACAACUGGGAGUCCACUCUAGCAGCUUUAAUGGCUGGAUCCUAGGAGAACACGGUGACUCCAGUGUUCCUGUUUGGAGUGGUGCAAAUGUAGCAGGUGUGAACCUCCAAAAAUUUAACCCGGACAUUGGCAAAGACAGUGACAGAGAGAACUGGAAAGAGACUCACAAGUUGGUGGUUGACAGUGCCUAUGAGGUGAUCAGACUGAAAGGCUACACUAACUGGGCUAUUGGACUGAGUGUAGCAGAUUUGACGGAGAGCCUCAUUAAAAACCUGAACAGAGUUCAUCCCAUUUCUACAAUGGUCAAGGGAAUGUAUGGGAUCAAUGAUCAGGUGUUCUUGAGCCUGCCAUGUGUGCUGAACAACAGAGGAGUGAGCAGCGUGGUCAACAUGAACCUGACCCAGGACGAGGUGUCUCAGCUGCAGAAAAGCGCAGACACUCUGUGGAACAUUCAGAAAGACCUAAAAGAGCUAUAAGUCCUGCAUACAAGAAACUUCUUAACAAGCUUUUUGAGCAAACAUGUUGACUGACACAGCAACUUUAGAUGGUUUGUUUAGAACACUAACAUGAUCAAAUGCAGAUGCUGGUCUAGAUGCAGCUCUGAUCUAUGUGCAAUCACCAUGUAAAAUGUAUGAAACAUAGAAUGUGCACAUUCGUACUUGAUUGUUGCUAAAGUUUGGAAAUAAAGACUCAAAUAGCCAAUACCUACA
This is a messenger RNA of Silurus meridionalis, 1421 nucleotides long. It is a transcript of the gene ldhbb, whose product is annotated as lactate dehydrogenase Bb. NCBI's taxonomy places the organism in Eukaryota, Metazoa, Chordata, Actinopteri, Siluriformes, Siluridae. Bases 120 to 1187 code for a protein of 355 amino acids. Gene Ontology annotation, biological process: carboxylic acid metabolic process. Gene Ontology annotation, molecular function: L-lactate dehydrogenase (NAD+) activity. Gene Ontology annotation, cellular component: cytoplasm. The record is from RefSeq and is a predicted model, not a curated record. The transcript has 8 exons.